AUGGAGGCAAAAGCAGCAGGUUACACUAUGACAGAACCCAGGGAUGAUCUUGCUGGGACAGAUGUGAUAAUUCUUGCUAGAGAACGUGGUUUAAAUCUUGAACUUUCAGAUAUCCCUGUUCAGAGCCUUGUGCCAGAUCCAUUAAAGGUUGUUAUGCAAGCUGGUGAUGCUGAGCUUGAAAUGCGAGGAAGGUGUAGUGUAGGUCAAAAGGUGCUUGCUUCACUUAUCAUUAGAUUGGAAUUAGCAGAAACCUUUUGCCUUAACUGUAGAAUACUUGCAUUUGAUGAACCAACAAGCUCUAUCAUAUCAUAUCAUCUUGUAUUGUAUUGCAUGUUAAAUUACCAUUUGCUAUGUGCAGGUUCUGACAGCUCUAGCAACCUCCUUCCAUGCCCUACAGCCUCUCAAAGUUCCUGCAUUUAG
Messenger RNA from Lactuca saligna, 420 nucleotides. The record is from the annotation of a GenBank genome assembly. Lineage: Eukaryota; Viridiplantae; Streptophyta; Magnoliopsida; Asterales; Asteraceae.